AAAAGGUGGCCGGCCCACCGAGGGGAUGUGCUGAGUGAGAGAGAUAUCUCGAGCAGGCCCACUUUCGCUAUGCUGUUCUCCAAGCCCCAAACCCAGUCUCACCUCACUCCGUCCGUCCGUCCGGCGUCGUCUUCCUCCGCCAGCGCCGCCGCUCCAUCUGCGAUUCCUCAUCGACGUCGCCGCUCUUAGCUGCUCCCGUCAUCUUGAAUAUUGUCAGUAGAUGCCAAGAUCAGAAAGCAAGAUAAUAAAGAAUCAGAAACUGAAGAAGACAAAAACAGCAUUCAUAUCCUAGAGUUGUAAAACGGAUGAGAAUCUUGUGGAUUACAUAGUGUACUCCUUGACAAGAAGUCCUCCCUCUUUCCUCACUCUGUGCCAUGGGGAAACUUCAUCUGCUAGCUCUGCUUCUUCCUGUACUUCUUGGGUUAUCUCUGUUGUACAUCUGUGAGAUACUAUGGCUGAGGCCAGAGAGGAUAAGAAAGAAACUAAGGAAGCAAGGUGUGAGGGGUCCCAGGCCUACUUUGCUCUAUGGCAACACCCAGGAGAUAAAGAGGAUCCGACAAGAGGCAUUGCCUGCGCAGAAGCAAGACACCAGCAACUACAUGUCCACCCUAUUCCCUCACUUCAUGAUCUGGAGGGAAACAUAUGGGUCGGUAUUCCUCUACUCAACAGGAGCUGUGGAGAUUCUGUAUGUUUCUGACCCUGGCAUGGUCAAGGACAUGAGCCACUGCACAUCAUCUGAGCUCGGGAAGCCUAUUUUUAUACAGAAAUCUCGCAAACCACUCUUCGGCGAAGGCAUCUUGGUGGCAAAUGGCGAUAUAUGGGCCUAUCAGAGAAAGAUCAUUGCACAAGAGUUCUUCAUGGAGAAGAUUAAGGUCAUGAUAGAACUAAUAGUGGGGGCUUCUGCCCCACUGCUAGAAGCAUGGGAUAGUAUGCUUGACGGCACGGGAGGGAGUAGAGAGAUAGAUGUGGAUGGUUAUUUGCGGAGUUUUUCGGCGGAUGUAAUCGCCAGGGCAUGUUUUGGCAGCGAUUUUGCAACAGGGGAAGAAAUAUUCUACAAGCUCAGGCAGCUUCAGAAGGCGAUUUCUCAGCAAGAUGCACUUGUUGGAUUGUCUGCAGUGUGGAAGAGUUUGCCGACCAAGGCCAAUCGAGAGAUACAAAAGCUGGAGCAAGAAGUUCGGUUACUCAUCCUCAAUGUCGCAAAGGAACACAGCCGUGGCAGCAGCAGCGAAGACGACGAUUGCAUAAAGACUAAACACAAUGGCCUUCUGCGCUCGAUUGUCAAUAGUGCUCGCCAUUGUCCGGCCAGCUACAGUGGCAGCGCCGAGGACUACAUCGUUGACAACUGCAAGAACAUCUACUUUGCUGGGCACGAGACUACAGCCGUCACCGUCACCUGGUGCCUGAUGUUGCUGGCCACACACCCGGCGUGGCAGGACCGUGCCCGUGCCGAGGCUCUAGAGGUGUGCCGUGGAGGCACAGAGCUCGACGUCGACGUCCUCCGGCGACUGAAAACAAUCACCAUGGUGGUCCAGGAGACUCUCCGGCUGUACCCUCCGGGGUCAUUGAUUAUGCGCGAAGCGCUGAAGGACUUCAAGCUCGGUGGGCUCGACAUCCCACGGGGGACAGUCAUACAGACAGCCAUCGCGAUGCUGCACCUCGACAAGGAUGUUUGGGGCCAGGACGCCGGCGAGUUCCGCCCGGAUCGGUUUGCGAACGGCGCAGCCGCGGCGUGCGAGCCGUCACACAUGUACCUGCCGUUCGGGCACGGGCCCAGAGUUUGUGCCGGGCAGAACCUGGCGAUGAUGGAGCUGAAGGUGGUGCUCGUGCGCCUGCUGACCAAGUUGGCCUUCUCACUGUCGCCAGGGUACCGGCACGCGCCGUUGUUCCGGCUCACCAUUGAGCCUGGGUUCGGCAUGCCUCUUGUCGUCACGAAGCUUCCAUGAUCUCUCUCACUGCCAUCUGUAGCAAGAAGGUACCGCGCCUGAUGAAAACAGUGACGCCACCACUCCACUGUGUUUGUAAUCGGCAAAGCGUUGCUUUCGAUUCAGUAAGUUCAGAAAACACUGGCAAAGCAAAGGUAUAGUUUUUUUUUUGACUGUUGCAAGGUAUGGUUAUUGAUGACAUGGUACCCGUAUCUCCCCCAAAUGAUAUUUCUUGGACCAUGAUAAGUGUCACAUGUGUGGCACGAACACAUGACAACUCCGAACAUUUUUUAUGGCAAGUUUAGUGAAGCGAGGAUGGCAACUUUCAUUUUGAA
This is a messenger RNA of Aegilops tauschii subsp. strangulata, 2257 nucleotides long. Its product is annotated as cytochrome P450 714C3. NCBI's taxonomy places the organism in Eukaryota, Viridiplantae, Streptophyta, Magnoliopsida, Poales, Poaceae. The record is from RefSeq and is a predicted model, not a curated record. Gene Ontology annotation, molecular function: iron ion binding; heme binding; oxidoreductase activity, acting on paired donors, with incorporation or reduction of molecular oxygen.